Messenger RNA from Australozyma saopauloensis, 1344 nucleotides. RefSeq lists its product as uncharacterized. The transcript has a single exon. Bases 1 to 1344 code for a protein of 447 amino acids. Gene Ontology annotation, biological process: cell-cell adhesion. Gene Ontology annotation, cellular component: fungal-type cell wall. NCBI's taxonomy places the organism in Eukaryota, Fungi, Ascomycota, Pichiomycetes, Serinales, Metschnikowiaceae. The record is from RefSeq and is a predicted model, not a curated record. Gene Ontology annotation, molecular function: cell adhesion molecule binding.
AUGCUUAAUCUUGCGUACUACGCCGUUGCACUCUUCGCAGUGUAUGCACAGGCUGCUCCUCACAAUAAGCCACCCCAGCCCAAUAAGGACACUUCUAAAGCCGGUGUCGUCGCUGCAAACUGUCAACCUAGCCGUGUGUUGGGAUCCGGUUUCAACGUUGUCUUCUACGACUACCCAUACUACAGAGAUGACGGAUGGCAACCUGGUUGGUUCGAAGGUGGAUACAAGAACAACGCUAUUACUGCUACUAAGAAGGGUGUUCAAGAUAUCUACUUCUCCAACCAAACUGUGCCAUGGGGUGUUGUCAGAGGUACCGUUUACGAUACCGAGGUCAACAUUUCCAACUUCGCUAUGGAAUUGAGUGGUUUCUUCAAGGCUGACUACACUGGUACUUACACUUUCACAUUGAAGGCUGACAACGGUGCUUCUCUUCAACUUGGUGCCGGUCAAUCUUGUUGUGACGACGCUGGUGGAUCUGUCGGCGGUGGUUUCAACAUCUUCACCUUGGGCCCUCGUGGUGGUGGUGGUGAUGUUGACGCUAACACCAACAGAUACACUGCCUCUUUUGACCUUCAAGAGGGUAGAUACUACCCAGUCAAGCUUGUGUACUUCAACUGGGUCACCAACGCAGGUCUCGACCUUUCUUACGUCGACCCUAAGGGUACCACCGUCAAGAACUUCGCCAACAAGAUCUCUCAGCUUCAAUUCGACAAUGGUGUCUGUAUUACCUCUACCACCGAGUACUGGACUAACAAGUACACUUCCACUACCACUAGAACUGGCAAGAGCACAAACACUGUUGUUGUUGAGCUUCCUCAUUUGACUACCACUACCACUACCACUUGGGGCAACUCUUUUACCUCUUCUGUGACCAAGACUGGUUCCAUCACUGACACUAUUGUCGUCGAGGUUCCUUCUGCUACCGUUACUACUACCACUUACUGGAACAAGCCAAUGACCUCUCUGACCACUGUCACUACUGGUAAGGAUGGUACCAACACUGUCAUUGUCCAGGUCCCUAAGACCACUGUCACCAAGACCUCUACUUGGACCAACAACUUCUCUUCCACUUCUACCGCUGUUGGAUCCGUCACUGACACUGUUAUUGUUGAUGUUCCAUCUCCAACCAAGACUGUCACUUCUUACUGGACUCAAACUACUACUGGUGCAACUACGAUCACCACUGGUACUGACGGUACUAACACUGUGACUGGUUCCGCUACUGACACUGUUGAGAUUGAUGUCCCAACUCCAACUAAGACCAUUACCUCUUACUGGGAGAAGCCAACCACCGCUACUACCACUGUUACCACUGGUACUGACGGUACUAACACACUGUUGUGA